AUGGGAGAAUUAGAACUAGAAGAUUCCAGCAUCAACAAAACUGAAUGGCAACAACAGCCACAGCCUCUGGACCCUGUCCCUGAAGAGUGUUCCCCGGUUCAAGAAAACGAAUCAGAUAUUGUUAACCAGGAGGCUGAUCAACUGGUCACAUCUACACUUGAUGAUCAGAAGGUUGCAGAAGAUCAUGCUGAUAAUAAGGAAAUAGGGGACGAAGGUGAUAAAAAGGAUACUAAGGAUUCAACAGGCAAAGAUGCUGGGCUUGCAAAAAUUGUAGCAGAGAAAAGAUUGGCUUUAAUUAAGGCAUGGGAAGAUAGUGAAAAGACAAAGGCGGAAAACAGGGCAUACAAGAAGCAAUCGGCUGUUGGAUUAUGGGAGGAAAGCAAGAAAGCCUCAAUAGAGGCCCAACUCAAGAAAUUUGAGGAAAAUUUGGAAAGAAAGAAGGCUGAGUUUGUUUUAAGAAUGAAAAAUGACAUAGCUGAAAUCCAUCAGUAUGCUGAAGAGAAAAGGGCAAUUGUUGAGGCUCAAAAAAGGGAAGAAUUUCUUGACCUAGAAGAGACAGCUGCAAAGUUUCGUAGCCGUGGAGUUGCACCAAAGAAAUUUUUAGGAUGCUUUAGCAGUUAA
This is a messenger RNA of Vicia faba (fava bean), 621 nucleotides long. NCBI's taxonomy places the organism in Eukaryota, Viridiplantae, Streptophyta, Magnoliopsida, Fabales, Fabaceae. The record is from the annotation of a GenBank genome assembly.